GAAGCGAGUGAGAGGGCGAGAGAAGGGGAAGGGGAGGUGGGGAGGUACCUCAAUCUUCCGUCUAGAUCCUCGAGCCACCACUUGCUGGCUGCCCAGCGGCUUUGCCCAACUUGCCAAGAUGACAGAGGAGCCCAGGAAGGCCAGCAAAAAGUUCAAGUUCUUCAAGUUCAAGGGCUUUGGGAGCCUCUCCAGCCUCCCUCGGUCCUUCACUCUGAGACGGUCCUCAGCCCCCAUCAGUAUCCAGUCCCGUCUGGAGCCUGACACCUUAGAGGCCACACAGGAUGACAUGGUGACAGUCCCCAAGAGCCCUCCAGCCUAUGCCCGCUCCAGCGACAUGUAUAGCCACAUGGGCACCAUGCCUCGCCCCAGCAUCAAGAGGGCUCGGGAUCGAAAGUCUGCCCAGGAGGCUCAGGAGGUGGGCUCUGAGCUCAACCUUGCACCCCAAGGUCUGCCUGACCCACCAGUCUUGGAGGCAGCCAAAGAGGUGGCGGUGGUGGCCAGUGCCCCCCUGGAGGACACCUCAGCAAUGGAACCCAAGCCUUCAGCAGUCGAGGUGGACCCCAAGAGAAAGCCUGAGGAUUUUAUCGCCAACAUAGAGGAAGAGAGAGCUCCUGGGGAUGCACACCCAGAAAGGGCCACUGGAGAGCCGGAGGCUGGCGGGGACUACGUGAAGUUCUCCAAGGAGAAGUACAUCUUGGACUCAUCACCAGAGAAACUGCACAAGGAGUUGGAGGAGGAGCUCAAACUCAGCAGCACAGACCUCCGCAGCCAUGCCUGGUACCAUGGCCGCAUCCCCCGAGAGGUCUCGGAGACCUUGGUACAACGCAACGGUGACUUCCUCAUCCGGGACUCGCUCACCAGCCUGGGUGACUAUGUGCUCACGUGCCGCUGGCGCAACCAGGCCUUGCACUUCAAGAUCAACAAGGUGGUGGUGAAGGCAGGGGAGAGCUACACCCACAUCCAGUACCUGUUUGAGCAGGAGAGCUUCGACCACGUGCCCGCCCUCGUGCGCUACCACGUGGGCAGCCGCAAGGCUGUGUCGGAGCAGAGCGGCGCCAUCAUCUACUGCCCUGUCAACCGCACCUUCCCGCUGCGCUACCUCGAGGCCAGCUAUGGCCUGGGCCAGGGCAGUGGCAAGGCUGCCAGCCCUGCCAGCCCCUCGGGCCCCAAGGGCAGCCACAUGAAGCGGCGCAGUGUCACCAUGACUGACGGGCUCACCGCCGACAAGGUCACCCGCAGUGACGGCUGCCCCACCAGCACGUCACUGCCCCACCCUCGGGACUCCAUCCGCAGCUGUGCGCUCAGCAUGGACCAGAUCCCAGACCUGCACUCGCCCAUGUCGCCCAUCUCCGAGAGCCCCAGCUCCCCUGCCUAUAGCACCGUAACCCGUGUCCACGCCACCUCUGCAGCCCCCUCUGCCACAGCACUGCCUGCCUCCCCCGUCACCCGCCGCUCCAGUGAGCCCCAGCUGUGUCCUGGAAGUGCCCCAAAGCCCCCUGGGGAGUUGGACAAGGGCCCUCAUGCAAGCCCCUCCCACACCCUCUGCAAGGCCUCCCCAUCACCAUCGCUAAGCAGCUACAGCGACCCAGACUCUGGCCACUACUGCCAGCUCCAGCCUCCUGUCCGUGGCAGCCGAGAGUGGGCAGCGGCUGAGGCCUCCAGCCGGCAGGCCAGAAGCUAUGGGGAGAAGCUAAAGGAACUGUCAGAAAAUGGGGCCCCCGAGGGGGACUGGGGCAAGACCUUCACAGUCCCCAUUGUGGAAGCCACCUCUUCCUUCAACCCAGCCACCUUCCAGUCACUACUGAUCCCCAAGGAUAACCGGCCACUGGAGGUGGGCCUGCUGCGCAAGGUCAAGGAGCUGCUGACGGAGGUGGAUGCCCGGACACUGGCCCGGCAUGUCACCAAGGUUGACUGCCUGGUUGCUAGGAUACUGGGCGUUACCAAGGAGAUGCAGACCCUAAUGGGAGUCCGCUGGGGCAUGGAGUUGCUCACCCUCCCCCACGGCCGGCAGCUGCGACUAGACCUGCUGGAAAGGUUCCACACCAUGUCCAUCAUGCUGGCCGUGGACAUCCUGGGCUGCACGGGCUCCGCCGAGGAGCGGGCAGCGCUGCUGCACAAGACAAUCCAGCUGGCGGCCGAGCUGCGGGGGACGAUGGGCAACAUGUUCAGCUUCGCCGCGGUCAUGGGUGCCCUGGACAUGGCCCAGAUUUCCCGGCUGGAGCAGACAUGGGUGACCCUGCGGCAGCGACACACAGAGGGUGCCAUCCUGUAUGAGAAGAAGCUCAAGCCUUUUCUCAAGAGCCUCAAUGAGGGAAAAGAAGGCCCCCCACUGAGCAACACCACCUUUCCUCAUGUGCUGCCACUCAUCACCCUGCUGGAGUGUGACUCGGCCCCAGCAGAGGGCCCCGAGCCCUGGGGCAGCACAGAGCAUGGCGUAGAGGUGGUGCUGGCCCACCUGGAGGCCGCCCGGACUGUGGCGCACCACGGAGGCCUGUACCACACCAACGCUGAGGUCAAGCUGCAGGGGUUCCAGGCCCGGCCGGAGCUCCUAGAGGUGUUCAGCACUGAGUUCCAGAUGCGCCUCCUCUGGGGCAGCCAGGGCGCCAGCAGCAGCCAGGCCCGGCGCUAUGAAAAAUUCGACAAGGUCCUCACUGCUCUGUCCCACAAACUGGAACCUGCUGUCCGCUCCAGUGAGCUGUGACCUCCAAGGACCCAUCCCCUCUACAGCUGCGACAGCAUUGGGGGCAGAAGGGCACAGACCUUUCCCCAGAGCACCCCAGGGACACUGUGAUCAGCUCGAGAAUGUUCUGGGUUCAACUCCAGGAUCUCCUUUGCACCUCCAGGGUCCAGCGUGGACUCUGGACUCCGUCCGACCACCACCACGGCUACACACUCAUCAAGUCUCCCUUGAGGAAGAACAGGAACCCCCUGUUCCUACCACCAGCUUCUGCUGCUCCCCUUCCUGCAGGUUCCUUGUUUUUGAGCCACGGGAGGCUCCUCAUGCCCCCUCACUCUCCAUCUGUCCCUCACUGACACCAAGGCCUCCAUCUUGCUGUAAAUAAGCCCAUCUGCUCUGUAAAUAGAUGUACAGAAGCCAUGUUCUUUCUUUCAUAUAAUAAACUUUUAUGACUCUUU
Molecule: messenger RNA, 3135 nt
Organism: Lemur catta (Ring-tailed lemur)
Lineage: Eukaryota; Metazoa; Chordata; Mammalia; Primates; Lemuridae
Gene: SH2D3C
Product: SH2 domain containing 3C
Exons: 12
Coding region: 119-2701 (860 amino acids)
Biological process (GO): small GTPase-mediated signal transduction; positive regulation of peptidyl-serine phosphorylation
Molecular function (GO): guanyl-nucleotide exchange factor activity; phosphotyrosine residue binding
Source: RefSeq, a predicted model, not a curated record